AUGCUCGACAAGAUCAUUGAGGAAAGCCAUUUGGAGGCGACCCGCACUCACUGGGCCGGUCUUGGGCAGGCUGUGCAGGGUGGAGAGGUUGAGAUUGAUGGCUGUCAAUUGACUAUCGGCGAGUUGGUGGCUGUAUCGAAACACGGUUGCCCAGUUCAUCUCACCGACCGGCCCGAGACAAUCGACGCCAUCAAUGAUAGUGUAGCGGCUUUGGCAGAGUGCAUUCGCGAAGGGUACCACAUCUAUGGAGUCAACACCGGAUUCGGGGGCAGUGCAGACUCUCGCACCGGUCAUAUGGUCACCUUACAAAGCGCACUCUUGCAGCUCCUUCAAAGCGGUAUUCUCACAACCGCUGACACUAGCACCGACCGCUCUGGGUCAAACUUGCUAGGGCUGGAGCAUCACUCGAUGCCUCCAGAAUGGGUCAAGGCCACAAUGCUUGUCCGUAGUAAUACGGUCGCGAGGGGUCAUUCCGCAGUCUCCGUGUCUGCCAUCAACUCUAUUAUACGACUGCUGCGUGAGGAAAUCACACCGGUCGUCCCCUUACGCGGGACAAUUUCCGCCUCUGGGGAUCUGAUGCCCCUCGCUUACGUGGUGGGCGCCGUUGAAGGUAGCCCUGACGUCUUCGUGCAGGUAGGAGGAAGAGAACAUCAAGAAAUCAUCACUGCACAAAAGGCGUUGAAGAGUAUUGGAACGGAUGCACUAACACUCGGACCGAAAGAAGCACUUGGGCUGGUCAAUGGCACGGCUGCGUCCAGCGCGCUUGCGGGUCUUGUGCUGUACGAGGCGCAUCAGCUGGCUUUGCUCGCUCAAGCCGUUACUGGUCUGACAGUCGAAGCCCUGCAAGGGAACGCGGACAGCUUCCACCCUUUCAUCGCCGAGGUUCGCCCACAGGGAGGCCAGAUCGAAGCGGCGAAAAACAUUCUCGCGUUUUUGCGAGGGUCGCAGCUGACUCAAACCGGCGGUAAAACGCACGAGGGCCUGGCACAGGACCGAUACUCUCUGCGCACAGCGAGCCAAUGGAUUGGGCCCCAACUGGAGGAUCUGCUUCUGGCAGAUCGGCAGGUUGCCAUUGAACUCAAUUCCACGUCCGAUAAUCCUCUGAUCGAUACAGCGGCCAAGACAUUCUAUUCUGGCGGCAACUUCCAAGCCACAUCGGUGACCUCAGCAAUGGAAAAGACUCGGCUCGCGUUGCAGAUGCUGGGUAAGCUGCUGUUCGUGCAGUCUAGCGAGACCAUCGAUCCCAGCCUGAACAACGGGCUGCCAACCAAUCUCGUCGCCGACGACCCUAGCCUCUCGUUCACGAUGAAAGGGGUAGACAUUAACAUGGCGGCCUACAUGUCCGAGCUGGCAUACCUGGCGAACCCGGUCAGCUCUCACGUGCAGACGGCAGAAAUGCACAACCAGGCCGUAAACUCCCUCGCCUUUCUGUCAGCGCGCUACACAAUGCAAGCUGUCGACGUGGUGUCCAUGAUGGGCGCCUGCUCACUAUAUGUGGCCUGCCAAGCCUUGGACUUGCGAGUCCUGCAGCUCCAGUUCUUCCAAGACCUGCGACCUUUCAUCCACCGCACCACCAAAGAUGCGUUUGGGUCGGUCCUUGAGCCGCAAGAGAUUGACCGACUGUCCUCACACUUGCUGGACAAGGUCCGCAACUCCUGGACUUCGACCUCGCGCAUGGAUCUGUGCCAGCGCUGCCAACGGGUUGUCGAGAUGACGCUGCCUUUUCUGUUCACGGAGCUGUCGACUCAGAUCCCGUCGGUCCGUCAGAGCCAUGGCCUGAUUGACGGGAUCACAGACUGGCAGACGGAGACCUCGAUGCAGAUAGAGGUCCUGUACCGCGAGACGCUUGCCCGUUCUUUCAUUUCCCAGGCCACCGUAGACUAUCUUGGGGCCGGAUCGAAGGCAAUGUACAUAGCCAUCCGUCGAGACGUCGGGGUUCCCUUCCAUCAAGGAUUUGCUGAACACCCUCUAUUAGGUCUCGAUGGAAAGCCUGAGCUGUUGAAUGGGCGAGCUAAGAGGACGAUUGGGGGCUGGAUCUCGAUGAUUUAUGAGGCUUUGCGAGGCGGGAAGUUAACCGAGGCAUUGCUGAAAUCUUUCGAUUAG
Aspergillus homomorphus CBS 101889 is the source of this 2103-nucleotide messenger RNA. Its product is annotated as aromatic amino acid ammonia-lyase. Gene Ontology annotation, molecular function: ammonia-lyase activity. Bases 1 to 2103 code for a protein of 700 amino acids. Gene Ontology annotation, biological process: L-phenylalanine catabolic process. NCBI's taxonomy places the organism in Eukaryota, Fungi, Ascomycota, Eurotiomycetes, Eurotiales, Aspergillaceae. Gene Ontology annotation, cellular component: cytoplasm. The transcript is spliced from 3 exons. The record is from RefSeq and is a predicted model, not a curated record.